AUGAGCAAGCCACUCUCCUUCGGGCUGAACCUCAAGAAGCCGGGCGCUUCCAAGCCUGCCGCACCGCGCCGAAAGCCCAUGUUCGGCGGUGACGACUCCGACUCCGAUGUAAACGACGGCGAUUCCAGCACCAAGGCUCAGGCGAUCGGCGGAGACCUCGACGAUUUUGGCGCCUCGCAACCGAAGCAAGACUCUGGGUCGCGCAAGCCCAAAUCGAAACCAGGCCUGGCUGCCAAAGGCCCACCGCCGAAGCUCAAUGUCAAAUCACAAACCAAUGCCAUGUUUGGCGAUCUAUCGAGCUCGCUCGCAUCGCGCAGGAAUGCCGAGGCAGCGGCCGAGGUGGACGCCAGCGUCUACGAGUACGACAACGUUUACGAUUCGUUGAAGCCCAAAAAGCACGCCACAAAGGAAGAUGUCGAAAAGAAGCCUAAAUAUAUGAAGAAUUUAAUACAAGCGGCGGAUGUGCGCAAGAGGGAUCUGCUCAUUGCCGAGGAGAAGAAAAUUGCGCGCGAACGGGAGGCUGAAGGCGAGGAGUUUGCCGACAAAGAAAAGUUUGUCACGGCGGCAUAUAAGAAGCAGCAGGAGGAAAAUAGGCGCAUAGAAGAAGAGGAGAAGAAGAGGGAAGAGGAGGAGGCCAAGAAGAACAAGGGCGGUGGCAUGUCGGCAUUUUACCGCAAGCUGCUGGACAAGGACGAGCAGCGCCACGCCGAGUCGGUCAAGGCGGCAGAGGACAUGGCCAAGAAUGCUGGCACCAAGGACGCAGAGGAGCUAGAUGCAGGGGAGGAAGCGGACGAUGAUAAAGCACAAGCGGCACGUGCCAAAGCCAUGAACGAAAAGGGUGCGUCCGUUGACGUCAAUGAAGACGGGCAGGUGGUGGACAAGAGACAACUGCUCCGGGGCGGCCUGAAUCUAGACGCCAAGAAGAAGACGGCCGUCCAGCAGCAGCAGCAGCAGCAGCAAAGGCCCGACGAGCGCGAGCGCAAAGAGAACCAUUUGCCCGGUCAGGCCGGGAGACGGCAGGCCAUGCGGGAGCGCCAAUCGCGGAUGAUGGAGGAGCAGCUGGAGCGGUCGAUGAAGCGCGCGUACGAGGAGGAGGAGACGAAGAAGCAGGAGCUGGAGCGGGCCGCCAAGAGCCGCAAGACGGAGGGCGAGAUCUCCAGUGCCAAGGAGAGAUAUCUGGCCAGAAAACGGGCAGCAGAGGAGGCCAAAAAGGCGGGCGGCGCUGCGCCGUGA
Akanthomyces muscarius is the source of this 1233-nucleotide messenger RNA. RefSeq lists its product as uncharacterized. The transcript has a single exon. The record is from RefSeq and is a predicted model, not a curated record. Bases 1 to 1233 code for a protein of 410 amino acids. Gene Ontology annotation, biological process: regulation of alternative mRNA splicing, via spliceosome. Lineage: Eukaryota; Fungi; Ascomycota; Sordariomycetes; Hypocreales; Cordycipitaceae.